This is a messenger RNA of Aquila chrysaetos chrysaetos, 2513 nucleotides long. It is a transcript of the gene MSX2, whose product is annotated as msh homeobox 2. NCBI's taxonomy places the organism in Eukaryota, Metazoa, Chordata, Aves, Accipitriformes, Accipitridae. Gene Ontology annotation, molecular function: RNA polymerase II transcription regulatory region sequence-specific DNA binding; DNA-binding transcription factor activity, RNA polymerase II-specific. Gene Ontology annotation, biological process: embryonic morphogenesis; regulation of transcription by RNA polymerase II. The transcript has 2 exons. Gene Ontology annotation, cellular component: nucleus. The record is from RefSeq and is a predicted model, not a curated record. Bases 99 to 878 code for a protein of 259 amino acids.
CCGCGGCGCCUCACUCGCGCAGUCCCCGCGCAGGGCCGGGCAGAGGCGCAGCGCAGCUUCCCCGGGCGGCCCCGCUCCAGCCUCCCUCCGCUCCCGCGAUGGCUUCUCCUUCCAAGGCGAAGGAGGUUUUCUCCUCCGACGAGGAGGGCCCGGCGGCCGGCGCCGAGGAACACCACAAAGUCAAGGUGUCCAGCUUGCCGUUCAGCGUGGAAGCCCUCAUGUCCGACAAGAAACCCCCCAAAGAGCUGCCGCUGGCCGCGGCGGGGGGCAGCGCCGACGGGGCGGCGGUGGGCACCUCCAGGAACCUGCUGCUGCCGGGCCACGGCUCCCGGGACGCGCACAGCCCCCCCGGGGCGCUUACAAAAACCUUCGACACGGCGUCCGUCAAAUCGGAGAACUCGGAGGACGGCACGUCCUGGAUCCAAGAGGCCGGGAGAUAUUCCCCUCCGCCAAGACACCUGAGCCCCACUGCCUGCACCCUGAGGAAGCACAAGACGAAUAGGAAGCCCCGAACCCCAUUCACCACUUCCCAGCUGCUGGCUCUGGAGCGCAAGUUCCGCCAGAAGCAGUAUCUGUCCAUCGCCGAGAGAGCCGAGUUCUCCAGCUCCCUCAACCUCACAGAGACCCAGGUCAAAAUCUGGUUCCAGAAUCGGAGGGCCAAGGCCAAGAGACUGCAGGAGGCUGAGCUAGAGAAGCUCAAAAUGGCAGCGAAGCCCAUGUUGCCGUCGGGGUUCAGCCUCCCUUUCCCCAUCAACUCUCCCAUCCAGGCUGCCUCACUGUAUGGAACAUCCUACCCUUUUCACAGACCUGUGCUUCCUAUCCCGCCCGUUGGACUCUAUGCUACUCCCGUUGGAUAUAGCAUGUACCACUUAUCCUAAGAAGAUCAGAAAGACAAAGCGACAGUGAGACAGACUUCCUGGUGGAUCAUGUCCAACCCUGAGAAGGCAGUACCCCAACAAGUACUGGCCGUUCUUUCUGCACGCUUCUAUCUGCCAUCCUGAGUGUACGGGAGUUUGCAUUAGCAAAUCAAGGCAUCCUGUAUGCUAUGGGUUGGGUGUCUUCUGAGAGUGCUCUGAGCGCUCAGAGUCUGAUCCUCAAAGAAAAAAAAUAUGUAAAAACAAACAAAAAAAAAAAAAAGAAAAAACAUUUGAGCAAAUGUAGGGUUUUUAUACAGUGCACGUAAAACUAGAAUAAAAACGAACGGGUGAAAAAGCAAUCUCAUCUUAUGGAGGCAGAGAUUUCCCGAUGCCUUCCUGAUGGGGCCCAACACAUGUUUAAAGUAAGAAGGGUGCAUGCCCUAAACCCACACUUGAAGUUGCCAUCACUUAAUAUGGGGGCAGGGGGGAGGGAAAUAAAAAGGUAUAAUCAAGGAUUUGUUGUUUGGUUUGGUUUUUUUUUUUAAAGAAAGCAGAGCCCUUAGCUAGAGACACCGUGUAAAUAGAAACUAGACCCAGUAGAGUCUGAGCGAAGUUCAGAGCCAGCAAGUUCCUGCAUUUCUGGGGGUAGGGAAAAUUUCUGCAUCCCAAGCCUCGACAGAUGUUUGCAACAAGAUGAGCAUCAUGGCCCCUAAAUGUAGAGCACAGCUUUAUCCACCAUUGGCUCCUGUAAUGCCUUUAUCUGUAUAAAUAGCUUCAGCAUUUGUAAAGCACUGUGAGGGGAGGUAAAGUGCAAGGGAGGGUUAUUAGGCAGUCUGGUCUUUAUCUCUUCCUAUUGGCAUGCUUAGAAAUUUUUGGCUACAGCCAGGUAAUCUUGGCUCUGCAAUGCUCUUUGAAAACCAGGAGAGAGGGAAGGAAGCUUACUGGGGAGAGAAGACGUGGGUUGUUUCCACAGUGGUGGUGAGCAAAGGAUUGUUGAACACUUCUGGGAGAUGUUUGGGGUUUUUUAUUAGUAUUUGCAACAGUCUGUAUCAAAGAGAAGAACCCCCCGAGUCUUCCUCUCCUUUCCUUGCUAAGGAUGCCAAUAUAAGUGACUCAUGCUUCAAGCCCUUCUUAAGAGAGAUCCAGGUAUCACAAACAACCCUACUAGUAGGACGGUGGGGUGCCAAGAGACUGCGUAACCUGUCUGUCCCCGUGGGAGCUCUCCGAGCGCUGGCAGUAUCUUCCCCAGGCUUCUCCUUGUAACUAUUGUAUUAUGUGUAUUACUCUUGCUAAACUUUGUGAGAAAGUUACUCCAAAGGCUGUGGAGCACUGAAGGCAGAGCUUCUCCUGGAUUUAUUUUCUUAGCAUGUUGUCAUGGAAGAAAAAAGAAACAAACAAAAAAAAAAAAGCAGAAAAACGAAAGAAAAAAAAGCCACAAGGUUUUGCUGGUUUUGGUUUGUUUUGACCCAGUCGCUGUCGCCGCCUGGGACCCACUAUAGAUGAACUUCCCCUCUCCCUUCCCCUCACCCCUGAUCUUCCAUUAUAGGAAAGUCCCUUUGAAAGGGAUGCCUUGUACAAUUUUAUAUAUUUUAUUGAAGAUUUAUUAUUUCUUAUCUCUUAUUUCGAAUUAAAUUAAAAAAGAAAAAACAUGUUUAA